Myripristis murdjan (pinecone soldierfish) is the source of this 5945-nucleotide messenger RNA. It is a transcript of the gene nrp2a, whose product is annotated as neuropilin 2a. Gene Ontology annotation, molecular function: semaphorin receptor activity; vascular endothelial growth factor receptor activity. Gene Ontology annotation, cellular component: plasma membrane; axon; glutamatergic synapse. The coding region runs from base 759 to 3452 and encodes 897 amino acids. Lineage: Eukaryota; Metazoa; Chordata; Actinopteri; Holocentriformes; Holocentridae. The transcript has 17 exons. The record is from RefSeq and is a predicted model, not a curated record. Gene Ontology annotation, biological process: axon guidance; angiogenesis; vascular endothelial growth factor signaling pathway.
CACACGCUGCUGCCGAGCGGAGCGCAGGCUGCACGGAGCCGCUAACAGAGACACAGAAGCGAGAGGAGCGGGUGCCGCAGGAGGUGGCAUGACAUGUAUAGCGUGUUUUUGGGAGGCAAGAGCUCAGCACUUUUCCCGCUACCCUUUUCUGUGAAGUGUGCACCGCCUCAGAGCGCAGGAUCGGACCCUCAGACAGAGGCUCCCUGAGAGCUGGGACUGUGGACUGGUGCCUUGCUUACAAAAGCCCCGACAGGCAGGAGAAGUAGCCCCCGUGUGCGCAAAAUACGCGGAGAGGCAGAGAAGGCGAGACGGGGAGCCUCUCCGUCGGAUCUGGGCGCACCCUGGAGCCGCGGUCCAGACUCUCCGGAGUGCCGACAUUGCCAAAAGCUUCCCAACUAGCCGGGGGAAAUGCAGUAUUGAUCAAGGAGUGUAUGUGAUCAACAUUUUUGGAUGAGACUCACUUAAUUCUAGGUGGCAACGCUCCGCUAAGUAGCCCGACUCUACAGGGGAAAGGGCUGCGCAAACCCACAUCUCUUAAUUUAUUCAAUGACAUGUGCUUGGAAAACAGUUUUCUUCGCCAAUGGUUUACUAAAGGACGAGGGAUUAUUAUUGAAGUGGCUUAGUUUUGUCUGCUGCCAGCAGUUUUUGGCCCAGAAGGGGUGUGGAUUUUUUCUUUUGGAGGAACAGCAGAUUUGAUAUAGACGAGGUGGGGACAUUAUAAAAUUUAAAGAUCUCCACGAGUUUCUACAUCAUCCAAGAUGGAUUUUCUGUCAUGCUUGAUUGGAUUUUUAAUGGCAAUAUGUCAUGUGGCAUCGAGAGUCAGUGGAGAAGAGGUGACAGGAACAGAGUGCGGGGGCGUCCUGGAUGCCAGCGAGGCGGGCUACAUCACCUCCCCCGGCUAUCCUCUGGAGUACCCGCCUCACCAGAACUGUCACUGGAUCAUCACGGCGCCGGAGCCCUCGCAGCGCAUUGUCCUCAACUUCAACCCCCACUUUGAGAUCGAGAGGCUGGACUGCAAGUAUGACUUCAUUGAGAUCCGCGACGGGACCUCGGAGACCGCCGACGUCCUGGGUCGACACUGCAGCAACAUCGCGCCCGCGCCCAUCAUCUCGUCCGGCCCCUCCCUGCAGAUCCGCUUCGUGUCGGACUACGCCCACCAGGGGGCGGGCUUCUCCCUGCGCUACGAGAUCUUCAAAACAGGGUCGGAGUUCUGCUUCCGCAAUUUCACCAGCCCCUCCGGCAUGAUCGAGUCGCCGGGGUUUCCGGAUAAAUACCCCCACAACCUGGAGUGCUCGUACAUGAUCAUCGCCCCGCCCCACAUGGACAUCACCCUGACCUUCCUGACCUUCGACCUGGAGAACGACCCCCUGCUGGUGGGAGAGGGCGACUGCAAGUACGACUGGCUGGACGUGUGGGACGGCCUGCCGCAAGUGGGUCCUCUGAUUGGCCGGUACUGCGGGACGAAGAUCCCUCCGGAGAUCCAGUCGUCGUCCGGCCUGCUGUCCUUGUCCUUCCACACCGACAUGGCCGUGGCCAAAGACGGCUUCUCCGCCCGCUACAACAUGACACACAAAGAGGCCAGCGACUCGUUCCACUGCAGCACGGCGUUCGGCAUGGAGUCGGGGAAGAUCAGCGACGACCAGAUCACGGCCUCCUCGUCCUUCUACGACAACCGCUGGCUGCCGCGCCAGGCCCGGCUCAACAACGACGACAACGCCUGGACGCCCUCAGAGGACAGCAACAAGGAGUACAUACAGGUUGACCUCCACUUUCUCAAAGUGUUGACGGGCAUCGCCACGCAGGGCGCUGUUUCCAAGGAGACACAGAAGUCCUACUUCGUCACCACCUUCAAGCUGGAGGUCAGCACCAACGGGGAGGACUGGAUGGUCUACCGGCACGGCAAGAACCACAAGGUCUUCCACGCCAACACGGACCCGGCCGAGGUGGUUCUGAACCGGGUGCCCCAGCCGGUUUUGGCCCGCUUCGUCCGCAUCCGACCGCAGACCUGGAAGAACGGCAUCGCCCUGCGCUUCGAGCUCUACGGCUGCCAGAUUACAGAUGCUCCGUGUUCAGACCUCCAGGGCCUGCUGUCCGGCCUGCUCCCCGACGCCCAGAUCUCAGCCUCCUCCAGCAGGGACAUGGUGUGGAGCCCAGGGGCGGCCCGCCUGGUGGCCAGUCGCUCCGGCUGGUUCCCCGGCCCCGCGCAGCCGCUCGCUGGCGAGGAGUGGCUCCAGGUGGACCUCGGGGUGCCCAAGACGGUGCGAGGCGUGAUCACCCAGGGGGCAAGGGGAGGGGACGCAGGGAGCGGGGCGACCACCGAUAACCGGGCGUUCGUCAGGAAGUACAAAGUGGCCCACAGCCUGGACGGAAAGGACUGGAGCUUCAUCAUGGACAGCAAGACCAGCCUGCCCAAGAUUUUUGAGGGGAACACGCACUACGACACCCCGGAGCUGCGGCGCUUCGAGGAGAUCGUGGCGCAGUACAUCAGGCUGUAUCCCGAGCGCUGGUCUCCGGCCGGGAUCGGGAUGAGAGUGGAGAUUCUGGGCUGCGACCUGCCAGAAACCAGCACCCCGCCAGACACGGCCACGCCCACCCUGCCUGCUGGCAUGGAAACCAGCACUGUCCCCGUUUCAACCACAGUAGCCAGCCCUGCCCCGUCAGAUGGCGUCUGCGACUUUGACCAUGGCCUGUGUGGGUGGACUCACGACCCCAACGCCCCUCUCCUCUGGUCCCUGCACAACCACGAUUUGAACAGCUACCUGUACGUGGAGGCCAGCCCCAAGACGGAGCAGCAGCGGGCGCGGCUCCUGAGCCCCGUGGUGGCGGCGGACACGGGGCCCCUGUGCCUCCUCUUCUCCUACCAGCUGUGGGGCGAGGCCCAGGGCAGCCUGAGGGUCCUGCUGCAGGACGCCCACCACGAGGAGACGCUCCUCUGGGCCCUGAGGGGAGACCAGGGCCCCGUCUGGAAGGAGGGGCGCACCAUCCUGCCCCGCUCCCCGAAGGACUUCCAGGUGGUGAUGGAGGGGUUCUUUGAGCAUGGCACCAAGGGACACAUCUGGAUAGACAACAUCCACAUGAGCUCUGGCACCCCACUGGAGGAGUGUACACAACCCUUUGCAGCUUUCCCUCCCGACAUGACAGGGGGAGGCCUUCCAGUCGGGAGUGAGCCCACAGUAGAUACCCUGGCUGUGCCUCCCUUGCCCGUCCACUGGUAUUACAUUAUGGCUGCCGGGGGCGCCCUCCUUCUCCUGGCGGUGGCCAUCUUGGUCAGGGCCCUCUGUUGCUGCCGACAACACCUGGCCGCCAAGAAGAGCCAGCUGUCAGUGGCCUAUCACAGCUCCUCCCAGUGCUUCCAGUAUUCCCACUGGUCCUCCAGUAUGGCCGCCCCAGGGGUGGAGCCAGUCCUGACUGUCAGGCUGGACAGCCGGGACCGACACCGUACCCUCUGCUGAAUCAGAGCUAGGCGGGUUACGAUUGGCAGAGCAGAGCCCCUCCCACUUUUGAUGUCAGUGGCGGGAUGUGUCACGAUGCUGGAAGACUGACAGGACGUCCCACUCAACAAAACCCCUCCCUCUUUGCGAUUACGGUAGCGAGGGUGAUAAUGACACAAGACACUGUCCUGGACUGCAAAGCGCAAAGUUGCCAAGAAACACUGCUGUCUUCUCUCUCUCUCUCUCUCUCUCUCUCUCUCUCUCUCUCUCUCUCUUUCUCUCUAAUGGAUGUAGCUUCGGUUGCUGUUUUCUUCUUUGUUCCAUUAAGGAGUUUGCUGUUGACAUUUUCACACUAUGCUGCUCCCAAUGAGAGGACUGAGUGAGUUAUUUAUCUGAACAGCUUGUUUCAGACCAUUGAGUGCCGUCUGGCUCCACGUAACCCCCACAGUCCUCCUGGAAUGACCCCAGCAUGGACACUCUGUGUGGGCUGGAGAGGAGGCAGGAGGGAGGGAGGGGGGGCGGGGGGGAGUGGCGAGCUGGUUCCACUGUGAGAGCCAGCCAGAGCUGCCAAACCACAGGCUAAAACAAGACCCCAGAGACCUGAGGAGCUCUGCAGUGCUGCAAGAGAGCAGAAAACUGUUAGACCGGGAGGCAUUCAGUGCGCGAGCUGUGGAAAUGACCUGGAAAACCCCAGAAAAUAAAGCUCUUGGAAACUCUGUACUACCAACGUGAGAUUGCAUCGAUAGGAGAGUCCUAUUCUGGCGGAGGGCUGUUUUUAAGAAUGAGGAGGAACAAAAAUGAUCUUCCCAUUGUCCUAUUCAGCAGAGCAUGUGCACAUUUAAAAAACAAAAGAAUGCAAAUCCAUCAUACUUAGAGUCCUGCACCACAAAUGGAGAUAACUCAGUUCAUUUGAUUGAGCGCCGUGUCUUCUCCUGAUAAAGGCAUCAGUCAGUGAUGGAUGCAGCCGUCUUCAGUGUUUAGUGUUUCAUCUUGAUGCUCUGGCGUAAUAAAGCACGUUGUUCCACUCCCAUUAAUGCUUCAUACCACCCACUCCCUUUGUUCCCCAUGUCUUCGAGCUGCCCAAAUGAAAGCCAUGCCGAGCCGAGCCGUGUUGUGUUCCUUAGUGUGAAUAUGUGCUUGUUGUUUUUAGGGUUGUAAAUAGACACAGCUGUCUGCCAUCGCCGCCUCCUCCCGUGAUUUAUACUCCUACAAAUCCCACAAUGCCGCGGGACCAGCUGGAAGCCAUAAGCGCGGCGUUUUGUUGUUGUAUGUGCACCCCUUGAGAGCGUUCCAAGAGGAGUUUAUGAAAACCAGAGCAAGCAGAGCACCAGCUCACGGAUGAUGCUCCCCCUUUCGUGUCACGAGACGCGACGAAAAGGUCCCCGCCGGACCGCUUUCCAAAACAGACACAGAGAAUGCACUAAUCGCUAAUAUUUGUCCUUGUUUCGAAAUGUGGAAAGGCAGAUGCGGCAGAGAUGUCUCCAAAGCGCGGACGAGGCGGAGCGAUUGGCACCAGGCUCUCUCAAAAGUCGCUGCAGAGGUGGCGAGAUUUGACACAAGCUCAAUUUAACACCCCGGAUUGAAAGAAAUUGAGGUCCUCACUCGGUGGCUUAAAAAGGGCGUGCUUUCGUGAUCUUUCACACCAGCAAAAAUCCAUCACCUUCUAACCCACAGCUCAGCAGAAUGCACCUCUAUUUGUUGCAACAAUUUAGGAGUUGUACUUCUCUCUCCAGGGUAAAAAAAAAAAAAAAAAAAUGUGUUUUUUGGCACACUCUCACAAUGUGCUUUUAAAUCAACUUGGGGAGAGGGAUUGGACACCCCACCCUGUCCAUCUUGACACCGUUACGCUCCAAGAUCCUAAUAGUUGUAAUUAGUUAAUGGACAGAUAACAUUUAUUAAGGCUGCGGUAAGCACUUUUCUCUCCCAUCCACCGCACCCUCACCGCCCAAUCCGCUGCCAACUUCGGUUGCCCUGGAAACAGUAUUAAUAACGCCAUUGGCCGUCAGAGACCUCCAGAUCGAGAGGUGUGCCUUGCCAAGCAGCUACUCCCACUCCUGAAUGCUUGCCAAACGCAGCGAGCGCAAACACACACACACACACACACACACACAAAGUGAAAAAAGAAAACUAAAGUGUAAGUACACUUGAGCUUUUGGGCUCGACUAAAGUGCUGCAGCCAUCGCUUUCGUUUUACUGCACUUAAAAUCUCGCAACUGGGAUGUCGUUUUUUUUUUUUUUCUGUUGGCGUCACCUGGCAAAGCAAAGAGUCUCGCAGAGUGAAGAACCAGGUUGUAACACCUCGACUUAUAAAGCUGAACAUUUGUUGCCAUUGGAGUUUCUUUGUUGGAAUAAUGUUUGAUCACCUUAUGCAUCGCUCUUAAAUCUCCACAGCGACGAUGAGACGUGUAAUUACGAUGAUUGUAAUGAUGGGUAACAUUCAUUAUUUGCUGAUGACAUUUGCAUCGUUAUUCAUGUGGAAUGAACAGUCUUAUGCCAUCUGUAUGCUAUGUGUUG